UGUUGCCGAACCAAAAAUAAUAUACAGUUGCAGUUUUCUUGUGAAGUUAAAGUUUAAGAGUCGUUAAAGUGUGUACGUGCAGCUUGGGUCCGGCGACGGUCACAAAUCUUCCGUUUCACUCGGGCCCAGCCUCCGAGCAGCGAGAAGAGGAAACAGCACGCUCCAAAGCACGCGACUGCGUGAUGCCGGCUACUCCCGAAAUAGACCCCCCGCGCGGGGUGUCUGCCCAUCGACGUGCUUUUAGUAUGCUGCGCGCAUGCGAACCGCCCGCACCCUUCUGCGCUCCUAGUAACACAACGUACGCGAAUUUAAUAAAAUAAAACAAAAUAGCAUGCUGUAAUCAAGAAAAUGGUCGCGAUACUGGCCAAUCCGAAAUGGAGCGAGGACCUGACCAUCCAAAUGAUUAUCGAAUACGAGAAACGCGAAUUCCUCUGGAACCCGGUGUCGGAGCACUACAAAAACAAGAAAAUAAGGGAGCAGGGCUACGUGGAAAUAAUAAACGCGCUCAACUUAGUCGACGUUACGGUUAAAGAAUUGAAAAACAAGAUAAAGAACAUACGUUCGUCUUACAGCGUUGAGCUGAAGAAGAUUCGCGCGGCUAGGAAGGCCGGCGCGCAUGCGUACCGACCCAGCGUCACGUGGUUCGAGCACGCAGACAGGUUUCUGCGGGCGAUCGUCACGCCGAGCUCCGUCGACAAUAGUCUACUCGAGAUCCCGAUGAGCGAUGACAGCGAUAUCGUUCAAGAUCUGAGCGAGCGAAAAUCGCCGGAAAAGAAGAGCCCUAGAAAACGCCGGAACUCGAAUCGUUCGUCGACGCCGUACGUGCUCAACACGCCGUCGCCGCGUCCCAGCACACCUUUCGGCCUGAAUGGCGCCCCCGCCACGCCGUUCGUGAUACUCCCGUCGUCUGGCUCCGCGCCCUUCCUCAACCCCCCCGUCGGGAUCGCCACGCCGCUAACGACCUCGCUCGCCACUAUAUACCCGGUGCCAGCGAAACAAAAGAAAGGGAAUUCAGACAGUAACGACCACACGGACCUCCCGCAGGACUUGAGUCAGCAUUCCGAGAACGGCAACGACUCGAAUGAGUUCGAGAUGUUCGGGAAAUUGAUAGCGAGCCAGCUAAGGAAACUGCCGCUGAGCUUAGCUCUAGACACGCAGCUAAAGAUUCAGACUCUGGUGAACGCUGCGCGGAUACAAGCGGUGUACCAGCAGUACAGUUACGCGGGACCGUCACAGGAAGCGUUGUCAGUACAGGCUCUGUCAAACGGCAUCCUGGCCGGUAUGACGUCACAAAACAGCUUCGAAUCCCGCUCGAUCCGAAACGACUCCCCCGAAGACAUGACCAGAGACAUCAAGACAGAGUACUGUAUUGGUUCUGAAGCGGAAGAUUAAAGAUUUAUAUUUUAUUUUCAACGACCAAUGUUGAGUUAAUAAGUUCACACUUCUCUUUAUACGUGAAUUUUGAAUUAUUUUUGGAUUUGCUCAUAUAUUUUUAAGGUGACAUAUUUUUAACAAUACCAUAGUUUGAACAGACUUCAAACAAAAAAGGAAGUUCUUCGAAAAGUAACUUAAUUUCUUUUUUAGGUAUAAGAAAGGAAUCUAUGUGUUUUGCAGUAGGGUUUGUGUGGUUAUCUAUGUGUUUAGAUGUAAAAUAUUGAUGUUAUCGAUGUAUAGUUUACAAAAAAAAAAAAAACAAAAUUAUUCAAUCAAAAUCAGUUCAAAAGACAUUUUUUUACUUUUUACUAAACUAGUCAUACAGAUUGUAUAUCAAUGAAGAUCUCAAUGCUUUUGGCUGUGUUAAAACUUGUGUUAGACAAUUAUUAUUAUUAUUAUUAAUAUUUUCGUAAAAAUUCGAACAAUUCAAUUUGUAAAUUAAUGUGAAUUAAAAGUGUCAAGAUGUUGAAAUGUGGAUUGUAUUGCCAGUACAAUAAGCACGAAUUUAUUUUUGUGAUAAAUUGGCGGGCCUGACUUUUUGACAAGCGACGAAAGGAACAGUCGGACCUUCCUGAUAUUUUAUUUAAAAAAAAAAAAACGAACAUUAAAUUUAAGAAAACAAAUACCUCAAACUUAGAAUUAGUGAAGCGUACUAAAAAACAAAAAAGUUUAGAAAAUAUACUAUAUUUUAUCUGUUAUCGAUGUGCCACGGUUUAGAUUGUGUACAAGUUGUGAUUUUUAUUGUGUACAAGAAUAAAUAUUUUAUAAAUGUGCAUUGUUUUGAUGUGCUUUCAGUAGUGAAGAAUAAUCGAGUUGACUUCUCGAAUAGUGCUA
Bombyx mandarina (wild silkworm) is the source of this 2268-nucleotide messenger RNA. RefSeq lists its product as uncharacterized. The record is from RefSeq and is a predicted model, not a curated record. Lineage: Eukaryota; Metazoa; Arthropoda; Insecta; Lepidoptera; Bombycidae.